UGUGCGCAUUGCAUUACGGCCGCUCGCAGCUAAGUUCUGCAUAUUUCAAGCUUUAGUUAUGGCCGUGGGAAAGAACAAGAGAAUUUCCAAGGGAAAGAAGGGAGGAAAGAAGAAGGCAGCUGAUCCAUUUGCCAAGAAGGACUGGUAUGAUAUCAAGGCUCCUUCUGUGUUUCAAGUUAAGAAUGUGGGCAAGACCCUCGUCACUCGUACACAGGGUACCAAGAUUGCCUCAGAAGGACUGAAGCACAGAGUGUUUGAGGUCUCGUUGGCUGAUCUUCAAGGUGAUGAGGACCAUGCAUUCAGGAAGAUUAGGUUGAGAGCUGAGGAUGUUCAAGGGAAGAAUGUUCUCACAAAUUUCUGGGGGAUGGACUUCACAACUGAUAAGUUGAGGUCUUUGGUUCGCAAAUGGCAAACUUUGAUCGAAGCUCAUGUGGACGUAAAGACCACUGACUACACGUUGAGGAUGUUUUGCAUUGGGUUCACUAAGAGGCGAGCAAACCAGGUGAAGAGGACCUGUUAUGCCCAGUCGAGCCAGAUCAGACAGAUCCGCAGGAAGAUGAGGGAGAUCAUGACUAACCAUGCUACCUCCUGUGACUUGAAAGAAUUGGUGCGCAAAUUCCUCCCUGAGGUGAUUGGAAAGGAUAUUGAGAAGGCAACUUCUAGCAUCUAUCCUUUGCAAAAUGUGUUCAUUCGCAAAGUCAAGAUCUUGAAGGCUCCUAAGUUUGAUCUUGGAAAACUAAUGGAGGUUCAUGGUGACUAUUCGAGGAUAUUGGUGUGAAGGUGGACAGACCUGCGGAUGAGACGAUGGCUGAAGCUCCCCACCGAAAUCGUUGGAGCUUAAAUCUGGAAUUUCAUGAGUUGGUUUUUUUU
Messenger RNA from Prosopis cineraria, 870 nucleotides. Its product is annotated as 40S ribosomal protein S3a-like. The record is from RefSeq and is a predicted model, not a curated record. The coding region runs from base 59 to 778 and encodes 239 amino acids. Gene Ontology annotation, cellular component: cytosol; ribosome. Gene Ontology annotation, molecular function: structural constituent of ribosome. Gene Ontology annotation, biological process: translation. Lineage: Eukaryota; Viridiplantae; Streptophyta; Magnoliopsida; Fabales; Fabaceae. The transcript has 6 exons.